Anthostomella pinea is the source of this 1806-nucleotide messenger RNA. The record is from the annotation of a GenBank genome assembly. Lineage: Eukaryota; Fungi; Ascomycota; Sordariomycetes; Xylariales; Xylariaceae.
AUGGCCGUCGUGCUUGGGAUGCACGUGCAUUCCCCCGUCCUACUAUCAGCCGCCUUGUUGUACUACGGUGUCUUCGGGACCCUUGGCGAUGUUGUCAUACUCGCGGCUUGCUACUUCUGGAAGAGAGGCUCCCAUGGACUCCACCUGUUGAGCAGUAACGUCCAGACGCUGAUAUCUGUACUUGGGAUCACUGCAGUUGCCUUUGCUAUUGUCAGUUAUUCUGGGCGCGGGAAGAAGAGCGACAAUGCGUCGGCGUGGAAAGGCCCAGGUCGGCCUUUGCUUUUCCCAUGCCACACGGCGCAUACCAGACUGUUCCCAAAGAAACACUCAUUCUCUUAUUCCUAUCUACUCGUCGGGAUCCCGGUUGGUUGGAGUGGUGUCGCGGGCGACAUGAUAUCUGCCGGCGGUAACGGACAGGGCGGGAAAGGCUGGUACAGAGUCGAUGCUGCCGAUUAUCUCGAGCGAGGCAACGGCCACCUUGGUCUGAGGGGCAAGCUGGAUGCGUACCUCAAGUCCCAAGGCGCUGAUGUUCCCAAAUAUCCGCACGCCUAUUUGGUCACCGCAGCCAAGUUCUUGGGCUAUCAUUUCAAUCCAGCCUCAUUUUGGUAUCUGUAUUCCGCUGAUAAGCAUUUGACGGCAGUAAUCGUCGAGGUGAACAAUACGUUCGAUGAGAGGCGAUUAUACUUUUUGACGCCCAAUGAUCAAGCCGAUGGACAGAUUGAAGGUAUCAAUGAUGAGAACGCAGCUGCAGAUGCCAUUCCGUCGUCAAAUGCCAAUGCAUCGAAGCCACUGAGACAAUCAUGGGCCAAGGAUUUCCAUGUAUCUCCUUUCAACUCAAGAAAGGGGGGAUAUUCUCUUAUUGCUCACGACCCGCUGGCCUCCGACAUGACUGGAAGAGGUCCGAUCAACACUACGAUCAACCUGAAGUCGUCCAAGGAUCAUGUGAAAUUGGUUGCUCGCGUCUUUUCAAAGGGCGAAGCUCUCGAUCCCACAGGGAUGUCAGUCCUCGAGAAAGUCCAGUUCCUGACUUCUUGGUGGUGGGUGGGUUUCGUCACUUUUCCACGAAUUGCCAAAGAAGCAGCAUCUCUAUUCUUCCAACGCAAACUCCACGUUUGGUAUCGACCAGAGCCACUCAAGGAGAGCAUGGGCAGGCGUGCUGAUGCGACCGAGCGCCAACUCGAGCCAAUCUUCAGGAGGUAUCUUAGACACCUGGUCGAGCAGUCGUCUGCGCCGUUGGCUCUGCGAUAUAUCCCUAGUGGUGUAGCAGACGCGAGGCCUGAGGAUAUGCUGUCAGCCGCGGCUGAGAAAGGCCUCGAUUUUGCGGAACAUUUGGAAUUCAAAGUCCUGACUCCCGCCUUCUACUCGAGAUUUGUCUGUUAUGCCCAUGACCUCGAGGCGCUCUUCUGCGAGAUGAAUGAGAACUGCACCGUGUGGGUGUCGAACCCGAAAUCACUUCCAAAGCUUGUCUUCAAGAAGCCACCACCACCCCUUCAGAUUGCAAACUACUUGGACUACGGUUACUUCUCAGCUAUCAAGAAUCUGCGACAGAGACCGGAAAGAAUCGAACGACCCGUCACCUCGAGCCAGCCGACGACUACAUCCGCUCAGAAGGACAUUCGAGGCUUCCGGCUUUCGUCCAUGGACGGUUAUGUCUUGUCAAAUGAGGACGAUGAGACGCGGCAACUGUACAGACAUUUGAUUUUGAGACUAUUCGUCGCUGACAGGAUCGCAUUUGGAAGUGUGGACGUCCUCUGGGUGGAGGGACUCCUCCUUAGGAUAUUGUUGGCCUGGGUCGCUCUACCCUGA